GUCGCGAUUUGCUUGAUUAGAUUAGGGAAGGUCUUCGUAUAUUUCUUUCACUUUUGGGUUAUCCUUAGUGUAUUUUCAACACUUUAUAACUGUUCUUAAAUACACAUUUUACAUUAUAAUGUGUCAAUAAUGACGCUAAUUUAUCACAAACAUAUUGUGAAAGAACUUAAUAAGAAACUGUACAUAACCCUUUGACAAUGAGAUGCCCCAUUUCUGAAACCAAAUAUAUCCUUUUUAUCGAGAAAAAGACUGUACAGGAACACGAUUAAAUAAGUAUUAGCAUUGAGUGGUUUAGUGUCUUGACCAAUAUGGGACUAUUAUUUGCAAAAUUGUGGAGUCUUUUUGGCAAUGAAGAACAUAAAAUAGUUAUGGUAGGAUUAGAUAAUGCUGGUAAAACAACUAUAUUAUACCAGUUCCUAAUGAAUGAAGUUGUUCAUACAUCACCAACAAUUGGAUCUAAUGUUGAAGAAGUUGUUUGGAAAAAUAUUCAUUUCAUAAUGUGGGAUUUGGGUGGACAGCAAAGCCUGAGAGCUGCAUGGUCCACAUACUAUACUAACACCGAAUUUAUCAUUAUGGUUAUAGAUAGUACAGAUAGAGAAAGACUUGGUGUAAUAAGAGAAGAGCUAUACUCAAUGCUAAAUCAUGAAGAAUUAAGUAAAGCCAAUGUCUUAGUUUAUGCUAAUAAGCAAGAUUUAAAAGAUAGCAUGACAGCUGCUGAAAUUUCUAGACAAUUAGAUUUAACUUCUAUUAAGAAACAUCAGUGGCACAUACAAAGCUGUUGUGCUCUUACAGGAGAGGGGCUUUAUCAAGGUCUUGAAUGGAUUGUUGGACGCUUAAAAAAGACAUGACGUACAUUAUGAGGAUGGAUUUUGAAUGUAAUAAGAUAUCUAAACUGUAAAGUAUAUGUUCAGUGUAAGUUACUGUGCCACUCUAACAAUUGUACAAAUGAUAUAAGAAUGAGUGAUCAUUUCUCAAAUGGUACACUAGCUUCAUACAUAACUUAAAAUGUAACUGCAUAUACUGAUUAAAAUUAUCAUUGCAGACAAUGUAUCAAGUGGUGGACGGGUAAAUUUUAUCUUAUCUAUUAAUGUGAUAUAAAAUAUA
Messenger RNA from Eufriesea mexicana, 1104 nucleotides. It is a transcript of the gene Arl5, whose product is annotated as ADP-ribosylation factor-like 5. The transcript is spliced from 3 exons. Gene Ontology annotation, molecular function: GTP binding; GTPase activity. Lineage: Eukaryota; Metazoa; Arthropoda; Insecta; Hymenoptera; Apidae. The record is from RefSeq and is a predicted model, not a curated record. The coding region runs from base 309 to 848 and encodes 179 amino acids.